UUCUUUUGUUAAGAAGAGUUGGAAUGUUUCUUGUGGUUCCUUCAAUCGGUGGAUGUAAAUCAACAUUGGUGAACACCGUACAAGGAGCUGUUGUUGCAGAUCCAGUGGUUAAGCUAAGAACUAAUUUCUCACUGACACUGUUUUGCUUAAAUUUUUUUUACAUCGAACCUACUCUCACAAGUAGCACUUUUUUUAGAAAAUGGGCUAGCUUCAAGUUCUUAUCAGAUUUGGUGGGUUUUCUUAUUAAGGCCCACACGAAAAAGAACUUAAACGCGGACGUUACUCUUCAAAACAAAUCUGUUACACAAGUCCAGCAAAUAACUUCGCCUAAACAAAAACGAACAAAAACUAUGAAACUGGCCGUUAUCCAGAACCUUCCACGACUUGGAUUAACAAUAACGACCGCAUCUCUUAGAUCUUCUCCCUUACCCUCUCUCAUCUCCACGCGUCGUCUCAGAAACCCCUCCUUAACCACCAGAGCCACCUUUACUCGCCGCAAGAAGGACAUACACCAAGAACGCGCAUCUCUGAUCUCCGCAGGGACGAUAACAAUGCCUCCUGCGAUUGAAUUCGAUCAGUUCAUUCUAGCGACGUUCUUCGCUUCUCUAUUCGCGUUAGUGCUUGUGUACGUUUUGCGUCGGAGUAGUCGUAGAGAUGAUGCGGAUUCAAAUCGGAGUAAGAAGAAUCGUGGCCUCGUUCAGAACGAUGCCGUCGUAUCUAGGAAUGUUGCUGAUUCCGGAAUCGAUGUUAUAAUCGUUGGAGCUGGUGUUGCUGGUGCCGCUCUUGCUCAUACUCUCGGCAAGGAAGGACGAAGAGUUCACGUUAUAGAAAGAGACUUGUCUGAGCAAGACAGGAUCGUUGGUGAAUUGCUUCAACCUGGUGGUUACUUGAAGCUAAUUGAACUCGGCCUUGAGGAUUGUGUGAAAGAGAUAGAUGCUCAACGAGUUCUUGGUUAUGCUCUUUUCAAAGACGGGAAGCACACUAAACUUUCUUACCCCUUGGAAGCUUUUGAUUCGGAUGUCUCCGGGAGAAGCUUCCACAAUGGGAGAUUUGUGCAGAGAAUGCGAGACAAAGCCGCUACUCUUUCAAAUGUACGAUUGGAGCAAGGAACAGUUACGUCUCUUCUUGAAGAGAACGGGACGGUCAAAGGGGUCCAAUACAAGAAUAAAGAGGGCAAUGAGAUUAGAUUGUAUGCUCCUCUCACAGUUGUAUGUGAUGGUUGUUUCUCCAACUUGCGUCGCUCUCUCUGCAAACCUAAGGUGGAUGUACCCUCUACUUUUGUGGGUCUUGUCUUGGAGAACUGUGAACUACCAUUUGCAAAUCACGGCCAUGUUGUUCUCGCUGACCCAUCACCCAUCUUACUAUACCCCAUCAGCAGUUCACAAGUCCGUUGCUUAGUUGAUGUACCCGGUCAAAAACUCCCUCCUAUCGCAAACGGUGAAAUGGCAAAGUAUCUAAAAACACACGUUGCGCCUCAAUUACCACCUGAGGUUCGUGAAGCCUUCAUCGCCGCGGUUGAAAAGGGUAACAUCAAAACCAUGCCGAACCGAAGCAUGCCAGCUGAUCCGGUUCCUGUCCCUGGAGCACUUCUUCUAGGCGAUGCAUUCAAUAUGCGACAUCCUUUAACCGGUGGUGGGAUGACAGUGGCGUUGGCGGAUAUAGUUGUGCUCCGUGAUCUUCUUAGACCAAUUCGCAGCUUUAAAGACAAAGAAGCACUCUCUAAGUACAUUGAAUCAUUCUACACACUUCGAAAACCUGUAGCUUCCACCAUUAAUACAUUGGCGGGUGCCUUGUACAAGGUCUUCUUGGCAUCUGCAGAUGAAGCGAAAACAGAAAUGCGUGAAGCUUGCUUUGAUUAUCUUAGCCUUGGAGGUGUUUGCUCAUCUGGUCCGGUUGCGUUGCUCUCUGGUUUGAACCCUCGUCCUCUGAGUUUAGUUCUCCACUUCUUCGCUGUGGCGCUCUUUGCUGUUGGUCGUUUGAUGCUACCAUUUCCUUCGAUUAAAAGCUUCUGGCUUGGAGCUAGGGUCAUCUCGAGUGCUUCAGGCAUCAUCUUCCCCAUAAUCAAAGCAGAGGGAGUUAGGCAAAUGUUCUUCCCUCGUACCGUUGCUGCCAUAUACCGCACUCCUCCCCCUCAAUGAUCCAUUACAUUGAAUGAUCAAAGCUAUUCAGGCAAAUUCUAUUAACUUUUGUCUUAUAUCUGUGUUGAUUAAUGAUAAUCAUUGUGGAUAUUUAGACAAGAGAUCUCUGGAACAAAAGUGUAACAUAGCUCCCUUAGUAUAUAUGUGAUUGAGAGCAAAGAUUCUUGUAAGUUCAUCAAUGUAAAAAAAAAAAGUUAGCUUGAA
Raphanus sativus (radish) is the source of this 2342-nucleotide messenger RNA. RefSeq names its product squalene epoxidase 3. The record is from RefSeq and is a predicted model, not a curated record. The coding region runs from base 24 to 2138 and encodes 704 amino acids. Gene Ontology annotation, biological process: sterol biosynthetic process. The transcript is spliced from 7 exons. Gene Ontology annotation, molecular function: squalene monooxygenase activity; flavin adenine dinucleotide binding. NCBI's taxonomy places the organism in Eukaryota, Viridiplantae, Streptophyta, Magnoliopsida, Brassicales, Brassicaceae. Gene Ontology annotation, cellular component: membrane; endoplasmic reticulum.